This is a messenger RNA of Didymella exigua CBS 183.55, 1293 nucleotides long. RefSeq names its product ISP domain-containing protein. The record is from RefSeq and is a predicted model, not a curated record. Bases 150 to 1187 code for a protein of 345 amino acids. NCBI's taxonomy places the organism in Eukaryota, Fungi, Ascomycota, Dothideomycetes, Pleosporales, Didymellaceae. The transcript has a single exon. Gene Ontology annotation, molecular function: 2 iron, 2 sulfur cluster binding.
AGAACACCUGGGGUGAAGACUCGCAAUAGAAGUAUUGUAGAAUGUAUAAAGUAUUCUAGGGCGCCAUCAAACGUUCAUCUAUCAUCUGCCUGCAAUUUCGUCGAAAUACCUCAAUCCUGAGCACCAUCCUAUUCAUUCUGGAAGCAACAAUGGGCAGUAUUCCGCAUUACUUCAGCACAUCCGGGGACAAGAGUUCAGAGAACGCACUCCCAGCGUCAUGGUACACAUCGAAAGAGAUAUACGAGCUCGAACGACGCGCAAUCUUCUCGAAAAGCUGGCUCCUCAUCUCACAUAAAUCACGUCUUACCCAGACCGGAGACUGGCUGCGUUACAGCUUCGCAAGCUACGACAUCGUGGUGACUCGCGACAGGACCGGAGCCAUCAACGCUUUCCACAACAUAUGCAGGCACCGCGCACACCCAGUCAUCGAGAGCGAGGGCGCUGGCAACAACAAGAUCCUCGCCUGCAGAUACCACGGCUGGUCAUAUGGGCUCAACGGGAAACUUGCAAAGGCGCCUGGAUGUCAAGACCUGGAGCUCGAUAAAGACCAGAACAGUCUGUUUCGCUGCCACACAAAGAUGGACAGCAAUGGGUUUGUUUGGAUCAAUCUGGACGCCAAGCAGACACCGGAGGUCGCAUUCGAGAAACACUUGACCAACGUGGAAGAUGCGCAUUACCAGAUCAAUUUCGACGAGUACACAUUCGACAGAGAAUACAAACCCGAAGUGCUGCAGCGCAACUGGAAGUAUGCCUUGGCGGGCCCAACGCCGGGCCGUCUUGGGAACGAGCUUGGCGCUGUGAGCACGCAUUACUUCCCGAAUGCCGCCUCCACCGUGUCGUCUAAGCUCAUCGCGCUUGAAAGGGUGUUUCCGCAGGGACCAGACAAGACAGCGAAGCACGUCGAGAUGUACCGGCACAAGAACUGCUCUGAUGGAGAUUGGGAGACGAUCAGCGAUGUCUAUGUGCACGGUGUCAAGGCGGAGGAGGGUGCCGAGACAGCACCUCUCGCCUUCCAGACUGCCGUGCGUGAUGCCGUUACAGAGCACUACAGGCAGGAGCAGGCCGCCGGCAAAGAGAUCUGGCCCGCCAGGCCGGUGGCCAACGGGAUCGCGGACCAGGCGGACGAGGACGAGAGGUUCUGUGCUGGGCUAGCUUGUGGGACGCAGAGCAGGGUGCUGGCGUGGUGAAUGUGAUGUAGGGCUGUGUCUGGGGUGGGUGUCUAUCUAGGGCUUGCAUCGCAAGAUGUAGUAUAUUGCGUCGUGCCCUUGCUGUUUUGCAAGACGCUGUCAAAUC